Symsagittifera roscoffensis is the source of this 1814-nucleotide messenger RNA. RefSeq names its product NEDD8-activating enzyme E1 regulatory subunit-like. The record is from RefSeq and is a predicted model, not a curated record. Gene Ontology annotation, biological process: protein neddylation. NCBI's taxonomy places the organism in Eukaryota, Metazoa, Xenacoelomorpha, Acoela, Convolutidae. The transcript has a single exon. Bases 6 to 1691 code for a protein of 561 amino acids. Gene Ontology annotation, molecular function: NEDD8 activating enzyme activity. Gene Ontology annotation, cellular component: cytoplasm.
UCGUUAUGACUGAUAUCACGAGCGACGAAACAGUUACUCCAGUUGUGAAUGCUGCCAAGUACGACAGACAGCUGCGACUGUGGGGAGAUCAAGGGCAAAAGUGCCUGGAAAAGGCGCAGGUGUGUCUAAUCAACGCCACUACAGUAGGAACUGAAACCCUGAAGAACCUCAUUUUGCCCGGAAUCGGAUCUUUUACCGUAAUAGACAGCAACCUCGUCACAGCGAGAGACCUCGGUAACAACUUUUUCGUUACACGAGAUGAUGUCGGAAAACCGAGAGCCUCUGUAGUGUGCGAGAACCUCCAGGAACUGAACCCGGACGUUCGAGGAAUCGCCAUUGAGGAAUCCUUGGAUUGCAUUCUGGAGAAAACUUCCGAUUUUUUCAUAGAUUAUUCAAUCGUUUUAGCGUGUUUGCCAUUAAGUGAGUCUGCUUUGAAGCGACUAGCUGAGUCUUUAUGGCAUCGCAACAUACCUUUGAUUAUUCCUCGAGUCUGUGGUUUUUGGGCGUGUAUAAGAAUGGUUUUCAAGUCGCAUUACGUCAUCGAGGCACACCCAGAGGCAGUUAUCCACGAUUUGAGAUUGGAUAAACUUGAUCACAUUCCAGGCUUAAGAGAGUUUGCUGAUUCGCAAGAUCUUGAUACGAUGAGGCGUGAAAAACAUUCACAUACGCCAUAUUUGAUUCUUUUGAUUAAGUUCCUGGACCAGUGGUAUAUUAACGAAGGUUGCACUGAAAUGCCAUUGAAGUAUAAAGAUAAAAAGCGGUUCCAGGAACUGCUGGCUGCAGGAGUGAAAACCAAAGAUGCAGAUUCUGAAGGCCCGGAGGAUGAAGAAAAUUUCAACGAGGCAUCAAAAGCUGUGAAUACUGCAUUCAUAAGAACUACAGUUCCUCAAAAUGUACAAAAUUUAUUCGAACAUGAAGCUUGUCUCAACAUUUCAGCCGAAAGUCCAGACUUCUGGAUCAUAGUGCGAGCUAUCAAGCAGUAUGUUGUAUCAGAAGAGGGUAAAGGUUGUCUACCAUUGAGUGGAACUAUUCCAGACAUGACUUCUGAUUCAGAAAGAUACAUCAAACUGCAGUCUCUGUAUCAAGAGGCGGCUAAAACAGCAUCGACACAUGUUGCCAAACACGUCGGUGAAAUUCUGCGCAGUAUUGGACGGAGUCAGGACUCAAUAAGCUUCGCAGAAAUUCGAAGGUAUUGCAAGAAUGCGCCCGGUUUAGAGAUGAUAAAUACCAGUUCGCUUAAGGUCGAGUUCGAAAACGCCGAUGUCCAGUGCAAUGUCGCGAAUAGAUUGCUCAAAUUUUUGCCAAUGGCCGGUGAAAAUGAUCCGACAAAUUUGUUCAACAUUUACUUACUUUUCCUUGCCUCAGAUGAGUUUUACUCGCUAAAUCAAAGGUACCCGGGGGAUUGUGACAGCAAAAACUGUGAAUCCGAUGUUCUACAACUCAAACAAUGCAUAUCAAAUGUGGUCAGCAGGCUAAACGGAUCCAGCUCUCCCAGUCAUUUUUCAAUGCCAAAUGAUUUAGUUACGGAAAUGGUUCGAUUUGGAGGUGCUUCUCUGCAUGUUACGGGUUCGUACUUGGGAGGUGUUGCAUCUCAAGAAGUGAUCAAACUUUUGACUAGUCAAUAUGUACCAUUCGCAGACCUAUAUGUGUGGGAUGGAAUUUCAUGUACUUCAGAGAGUUUCAAGUUCUAAUCUUCAUUUUCAGAACUCAUCAUGUUUCUCAUUUAGACCUGACUGUUAACAAGGAAAAACGUUAUAUUUAUCUUGUUUUGUUUUCAUGCCUCCACAAUCCUUAGAAAUUUAAUCAAAAACUUG